Molecule: messenger RNA, 3616 nt
Organism: Erpetoichthys calabaricus (reedfish)
Lineage: Eukaryota; Metazoa; Chordata; Cladistia; Polypteriformes; Polypteridae
Gene: cacfd1
Product: calcium channel flower domain containing 1
Exons: 5
Coding region: 613-1122 (169 amino acids)
Biological process (GO): vesicle-mediated transport
Cellular component (GO): membrane
Source: RefSeq, a predicted model, not a curated record
UGUAUCGCAGACUGCAGUAACACUGUACCGGUGCCAAGCUCCAUUCGCUGCUAAUUAACAGCUGCUAUAUUUCUUACAAGGCUUUUGGUGGUAGUAGUUUUACACAUUAUUGAGUUUUCCGCUUAAGCAAGAGUGUAUUAGAUUCAAAGGGUCCUUCAGCAAGUAAGCGAGAAAACCAACUGUAAUUGUUUUCACGUUAAGGAAAUAUUUACUUCUAGGAUAUUCUCGACGUGUUUUUUUUCUAUUCAGGACGUUUUCAGACAAUGGGAAUAGAUAUUAAGUCUGGCUGGUAAGGAAGCGUUUAGUACAACGAAACGCUCAUGGUUUAUAUCGUUUAAAUUGAACAAUUUUAAGAAACACUGGAAACUGCUUCAUUGACUCGACUUGAAUUUUAACUUGGACGAGUUAAAAGUUUUUACUCCGAUCGGUGGAUCCGUCCUAUCGGUGGAAGGCGAAAGAAGAUGUGUUUCCAGUCGACAAAUCCGUGACAGAAAAUUUAAGAUUGCAACCAUUUGAAGGUAAUUCCUGGGACCUGGAUUAAUCUGACACCACAGGAUCCCCAAAGCGCAUCUCACAAUUUCUGUGUUGCUGAAUAAUUGAUUGUCGUGAAAAAUGAGCUCAGCGGAAGACGUUGCCGGUACCGCGCCAGUCAAAGAGGAGGGGGAUGGCAUGUCCUGGUGGUACCGUUGGCUGUGCAAGAUUGCCGGAGUGUUGGGAGGAAUCUCAUGUGCAAUUGCUGGCAUUUGGAACUGCGUUACCAUUUACCCCUUGAAUAUUGCAGCUGGAGUGUGGAUGGUGCUAAAUGCAUUCAUUCUCUUCCUAUGUGAAGUUCCAUUUUGCUGUCAGUUUAUAGAGUUUGCAAAUGCAGUAGCGGCAAGAGCUGACAAACUCCGUCCUUGGCAAAAGGCUUUCUUUUACUGUGGGAUGGCACUGUUUCCCAUCCUGCUGAGCCUAUCCAUCACCACACUUCUGGGAAAUGCCAUAGCCUUUGCAACAGGUGUGCUAUAUGGACUUGCAUCACUGGGAAAGAAGGGUGAUGCAGUGGGGUACGCACGUCUCCAGCAUCAGAAACAGGGUGAUGAGGAAAAACUUACAGGAACUACUGACGAAGUACUACAGUGACAUCACUUCUAGCUCCAAGACAUUCUUAAUUUACUGCUGAUGCUCUUAAUGGGAAAAUGUCUUGUUUGGGAUUAUAAAUUUGAUAUCGGCCUUUUAAAUAAAUGAUUGUACUAAAUAUCUGCUAAACUGACAGUUGAUUCAGGCAACGCCUUACUUUUUCUUUUAUGUUUACCAAUAAUUUCUGCAGGGAUUUAUCAUCAGGUUUAAGACUGAUUCAGAUUAUGUCAGGUGUUUUAUUUAUAUUUAUGUAAAAGUAUAUGUCAUAAACCCUUCAUCAAACUCUUUAUCCUGAUCCAUGACAGGUGUGAUGGAGAGGUUGCCCUAUUUGAUCUGGAAUUGUACUGUACCAGUGGGAAUUCACUUUAAGAUGUGUUUGGUAUUAGCUGGAAUCUCCUCUGAAGCUUCUCUGUUGUUUUCAAUUGAAUCAGGACUGCUCAUUCCCAGAUUUGUUAUACUUCUUCCCUUUACUUCUGUGGGUUUGAAACUGCUCUCCCAUGUGUCACAUAAAGCAUUCACAGUUUGAUGCAAGGUAGAGAUGUUCUUAAAUACCCCCAUGGGCACCAUGGAUUGGGUAUUUUUAUUUAUCAAUGUGUCUUGUGGUUGAGUGUUUUUUGUAGUUGUAUAUAAAUUACAUUUUUUAUUUUUGGUAAUCUAAUUUUAUUUCAUAAGUCACCAAUGGGAAAUUAAAAUUUUACAGCGACUCCAGAAAAAAAUUAAUCAAAAUAAAUUUGAUAAAAACAAACUAUAUUCAUAACAUAGAAUCUGCUCAGAUUGUGCCACAGGAACAUUUUUAAGGAUAUUAAUAUUUGGAUACAGCAGUGUCCAUGAAAGGAAUUGGCCUAACCGGCGUUCACUCUUUCUUUGAAGUCACCAGCAUUAAGAACAAUUCAUCAAAAAGAUGUUGGUACUGAGUGAAUCAUUUCUGUAGCUGAGUCAGUCAGGAUGAUGUAACAUACUUUACCUAGCAGGGCGAAUUCAGUCUGCAAUUCAAUGCCUGGAUCACACAUUUUAGUUUCAAUUAUACUGUGCUCCCUUUUUUUAUCACUGCACAUUCACAAAAAUGUCCAGUCCUCUUCCUGCUUUUUCUACUCACUCUGAUCAAACCUAUCCAGCAUUAAAAUAGUGUCUGAAAUAAGAGGUAUAAGCUGGUUCUUUACAGUACCCAAAUAUCACAGUACCUGAGCUUGCCAUAACAUUGUUGUAAGAUGUAACAGUUCAAAUGAAGUCAUCCGAGAUCUGAGUCCUUUCUAGCGUUACCAGAAUGUUACAAGUAGGAAAAACAACCAAUGAGGCAGAAAGCAGCAUAUAAAUGAUUCUGUUUAUGAAGCACACAAUACCACAUAGUGGUCUUAUUUCUGAAAUAAGGUUGAUCUGAGGUUAAUUUUUCCAAUUUGUUUAGUUAGAAAAUGUAAUAGAUGUGUCUUUAAGCACUCAAUCAUGAAAUAGUGUAGUACUUCACUACACAAUAAAUGCUUCAAUGAUGAAUUUGAAAGAUAAAGUCCUCUCUGUCUGAACCAUAAAAAAGAACCCGUGCCCAUAACACUGUGCAGGUGUUUUUCCAUAUGAAUUGCAUAACUAGAAUGAGCAAAGUAUUGUGCAGCAUAUUUUAUAAGAUGAUAUUUUUUGGCAUAUUGUCCUAAUAAUACUAAUUAAAUUCUUGUUUAUGCAUUUUUAGAUCUCAUACAAUCAUCUAAAACUAAAUAACAGGUAAUAUUUUUUGGUUAGUACUAAAGUACUACUAAAAGUGUAGUUUACUAGUGAACAAAAUCUAAAUCUUCAGCAUGUCAAAUGAAAUAUAUGCUAUUUUGGUCAUUUGGGAUUAUUAAAAAAAAAUCAUUAAAAUUAUUUACUGUAAUUUUUUUAAACAGACAGCUGUUAAAACAUUAUUGGCUGCUUUAAGGCCAAGACGCUUUGCAGUACGUUUUUCCAAACCCUACAGAGGUAACACAUCAUGUUAACUACAAGUAACAACUUUCUUAUAUAUGUUGCAUACAGUUAAAUACCUUGCUGCAUUACUUCACUACAUAUCUGGACUGAUCAUGAGUUACAGCAGCAUUUCUUGUGUGCAAACCUCAUUUAAAAACAAUUAAGCAGUUUAAGUGCAAUUACAGUUCAAAGUUGAAUAAGGUAUGAAAACUGAUCAUUCGUCCAUAAAGUGGAACCUUUGUACUUACAAGUACAGAAAUGUGACAUUAGCGUAGCCUGUAUGUUACAUGUGUGUUUUAUUCAUUUGGGAUGUUUUACUUGUUUGCUUGUUUUCUUUCUGCAGACCUAGUGUUUGUGUUGAAUGUGUUCCUGUAGUAGACCCCGAGUAUUAUAUUUAUUGUUUAUGUACAUUACGUGUGUAUGUCUUUUUAUGAAAUUUAUUUAAACCUUGUACUCAUUCAGUUUCCUUCUUAGCAUUAAAAUAUGUUUGAUAAACUGAAAAAGAAUGGAUUUCUGGAAAAUUAUGACAGCAACAGUCUGUAUUACAGUAUCCAUUGCAUAAGCUACU